AUGGCUCAUCUUAUAAACCCCCUCGCAACAACGUCUCAGCUAUAUCAUAAAUCUUCCUUCUCAUCUUUACCUCAAGAUCUUCAAGACGCGAUUUUCAUCACUUCGCAAUGCCUCACUCAAGCUGCAGGUCAGCUCCUGGAGCUUCCUCAAUCUGUGACAGCGCAAGCCAACGUUAUUUUGGCGCGGUACUGGCUAGUCGACUCACCGAUGGCCAACGAGUUUAGUGACACUUCUGCAGCAGCUCUUUAUCUUGUUGCUAAGAUGGGACCUCAACCCCGGUCAUCACGCGACAUGUCAAAUGUAUACGCCUACCUCUUAUCAGAGAGCUCAUCCUUCUUGAAGACUCCAGGCACUCCAAAGAAUGACCCAAAGUCAUACUAUGUACCCGAGGCCGAUUAUUAUGCUUUCCAGACUCGUAUCCUUGCCAUUGAAGCUCGCAUUCUCUACACGCUCUCGUUCGAUACACACGUCUCAUUGCCGCAUCCACUUGCCAUUACUUACCUUCAGACUCUCGAUUUUCUUGCGCAGCCUAAAUCCAUCAUAUCUCUGCGCACCAUCCAAUACCUGAACUCGGCUCUUCUCUCGCCUCAAAUGUUGUACCUCACCCAUCAGCCCCACGCAUUAGCUACGGCUGCUAUAUACAACGCAGCUCGAGAUGUGGGUGCUAAGAUGCCAGAAUGUGAAUGGUGGGAGGUGUUUGACGUUGAUCGAGAAGAGCUUGGAUUCCUUGUUGUAGGAAUGCGAAGCGUAGAAAACUAUCUGCGCAAGUACAAGGAGGAAAUGCCGGAUCUGAGCACGGGUAUGCCUACAAGAAAGUCAGUGGAUGUUGAGCUGCAAAGGAGAGGCAUGGGCGGUGGGGCUGAAACUGCUGCCGUUGACGAAGAGCAGCAACUCAUGGAGAUGAUGGACAGCAAAUGA
This is a messenger RNA of Fusarium sp. VM40, 918 nucleotides long. NCBI's taxonomy places the organism in Eukaryota, Fungi, Ascomycota, Sordariomycetes, Hypocreales, Nectriaceae. The record is from the annotation of a GenBank genome assembly.